UCCAGAGUGUCCGGAGCGAGCAGAUUCCCCGAGCCGUGAAGGAGCCUGAGCAGCAGCCACCAUGUGCGGAAUCUUCGCCUACAUGAACUACAGAGUCCCCCGGACAAGGAAGGAGAUUUUUGAAACCCUCAUCAAGGGCCUGCAGCGGCUGGAGUACAGAGGCUAUGACUCGGCAGGUGUGGCAAUCGAUGGAAAUAAUCAUGAAGUCAAAGAAAGGCAUAUCCAGCUCGUCAAGAAAAGGGGAAAAGUCAAGGCUCUUGAUGAAGAACUUUACAAACAAGACAGCAUGGACUUAAAGGUGGAGUUUGAGACGCAUUUUGGCAUUGCCCACACACGCUGGGCCACCCAUGGGGUCCCCAAUGCUGUCAACAGCCACCCACAGCGCUCGGACAAAGGCAACGAAUUUGUUGUCAUCCAUAAUGGGAUCAUCACAAACUACAAAGAUCUGAGGAAAUUUCUGGAAAGCAAAGGCUAUGAGUUUGAGUCAGAAACAGAUACAGAGACCAUCGCCAAGCUGAUCAAAUACAUCUUUGACAACAGGGAAACUGAGGACAUUACAUUUUCAACUCUGGUUGAGAGAGUCAUUCAGCAGUUGGAAGGUGCAUUCGCGUUGGUGUUCAAGAGCAUCCACUACCCGGGAGAAGCCGUUGCCACAAGGAGAGGCAGUCCACUGCUCAUCGGGGUGCGGAGCAAGUACAAACUCUCCACUGAACAGAUCCCCAUCUUAUAUAGGACGUGCAAUAUUGAGAAUGUGAAGAAUAUCUGUAAGACAAGGGUGAAGAGACUGGACAGCUCCACCUGCCUCCAUGCUGUGGGCAAUAAAGCAGUGGAGUUCUUUUUUGCUUCAGAUGCAAG
Molecule: messenger RNA, 855 nt
Organism: Galeopterus variegatus (Sunda flying lemur)
Lineage: Eukaryota; Metazoa; Chordata; Mammalia; Dermoptera; Cynocephalidae
Product: glutamine--fructose-6-phosphate aminotransferase [isomerizing] 2-like
Exons: 9
Biological process (GO): fructose 6-phosphate metabolic process; UDP-N-acetylglucosamine metabolic process; protein N-linked glycosylation
Molecular function (GO): L-glutamine:D-fructose-6-phosphate transaminase (isomerizing) activity
Source: RefSeq, a predicted model, not a curated record